Molecule: messenger RNA, 924 nt
Organism: Sorghum bicolor (sorghum)
Lineage: Eukaryota; Viridiplantae; Streptophyta; Magnoliopsida; Poales; Poaceae
Product: exocyst complex component EXO70A1
Exons: 1
Coding region: 1-924 (307 amino acids)
Biological process (GO): exocytosis
Cellular component (GO): exocyst
Molecular function (GO): phosphatidylinositol-4,5-bisphosphate binding
Source: RefSeq, a predicted model, not a curated record
AUGACCAGCUCCAUGUUCGACGCCAUCAACGCUGUCUUCCUACGGAAGAUGAACAGGCUGAGCGACGCCAUAUGGAGCAUGAUGGAGAAGGUCAGAGCUUCGUUCGUGAGGGACGGCUGCUGGAGAGUCUCAUCGGCGGAGGCCGGUGGCGUCCACAAGACCACCAGGCUGAUGAUGAACUACAUCAUGCUGCUGUCGCGAAACGAACGUGCGCUCAGUCUCAUCCUGCAGGAGGACCAACAACAACAACAACAACACUUGUCUCAUCAACCCGAUUACUACUCAAGCACGGUUGAUAUCCUCAUCAAGGAUCUGAUCUCUUGCUUGGAGAAGCAGCUGGAGAAGGCAUCAAAUUUUAUCUCCGACCCUGGAUUGCGCUACAUAUUCUUGAUGAACAAUUGCAGCUUCAUUUCGCAGAAGGUUUCGUCCAUGCUCCUGCCGUCCUGGACUCUGUUUGAAGAUUACAAGAUCGAGAGGCCCAAGAAACGAGAUUCCAGAGAAAGACCUUCCCCAAUGGAAGAUUACGUUAACCAGCCAGAUCCAAAUCUUCAGGAGCAAAUACAAAUGGACUCAAACCUGGAUGGCCUUCUCAUGAUCCAGAGCUUCAUAGAAGCUUACCUCGACGCCUCUUGGGAGCCAGUGAUGUCUUGCUUGUACUAUGACAUACCUCGGGGCUUCCUGAAGCUUGGCGGAAGGCUGGAUAAAUUCGAAUGUGAGUUCCACAAAACUUACACCAUGCAAAGGCAAUGGAAGGUUCCAAACCCUGAACUUAGGAAGAGAUUGCGCAAAGCUGUGAUUGAGAAAGUCAUUCCAGGUUUCAGCAAGUACUUGGCGGAGCGAACGACAAAGGCGAAGAGCAAUAGGCCACCCAAGAACACUGCCCUUGAAUUGGAGGAGCUAUUGGAAGAGCUAUUCGAAGGAUGA